AUGACGAACAACAACCCUUCGUGUCGCCGGCUUGUGGAGACCCUAUGUCCUGAGAUCAUGACCAGCGAAUCCGCGCAAGCUUCUGGUCUAACGGAAGUGGGUCUGGCGGACGCUGCGGUGCGUCAAGAUGUGGACCCGGAGGAAGGCCCAGCCCCUGCUGUGGAUGCUUCACUCAGCACCGCGGCAAACGUCAGUAGCGCAGUGACGGUUGUGGUCGUGGAGCAGGAUGAUAAUCUAAAUUAUGAUGGCUCUUCGAAGGCUGAGGCCAAGGCAAAGACCUUACUAUUCAGAAUAUUUCGACAUCGUAGUAUUUAG
Messenger RNA from Plasmopara halstedii, 315 nucleotides. RefSeq lists its product as uncharacterized. The coding region runs from base 1 to 315 and encodes 104 amino acids. Lineage: Eukaryota; Oomycota; Peronosporomycetes; Peronosporales; Peronosporaceae. The record is from RefSeq and is a predicted model, not a curated record. The transcript has a single exon.